Messenger RNA from Plasmodium gonderi, 12012 nucleotides. Its product is annotated as transcription factor with AP2 domain(s). The transcript has 2 exons. Gene Ontology annotation, molecular function: DNA-binding transcription factor activity. The record is from RefSeq and is a predicted model, not a curated record. Gene Ontology annotation, biological process: regulation of DNA-templated transcription. NCBI's taxonomy places the organism in Eukaryota, Apicomplexa, Aconoidasida, Haemosporida, Plasmodiidae. The coding region runs from base 1 to 12012 and encodes 4003 amino acids.
AUGGAAAGGAGAAAGUACCAAAAAGAUGCAUAUUGUGAUGAACACAAUAUAACUAAUCAGGAUCGGCAAAAAAUUAAAUACUGUACUAUUCUGCGUGAAGAUGUAACAAGGGGGAUGAAAAUUAAUUUUACAACUAAUCUUGAUUCAAAGUUUAAUGAGAAGGGAGAAAGGGGAGAAAUAAAUACAUCGAAUGAAAAGAAUGGAACACAUUUUAUUUUUAAUGGAGAAUCCAUGAUUUCACACAACAGUAGCGAUGGUGAUCUAAAGAAUUAUUUUGGUAAAAGUAUGAACAUAAUUAAGAUGAAUAUACCUGAAAAAGAACACAAGAUUUGUACAUCCAAUUCAGACGAUUUACACAAUAGAAAAAAACUAAAUUCCAACUUUGAAAUUAACAAAAAGAACUGCACACACAUGAUUUGUUCUGGCGGUCAUACGGAUUCAGCUAGCGAUUAUCAACAGAAUUCUAAUGAUAGUAGAUGCAUAGAUUCACUCUUUGGGGAAAAUGUCCAAGCGGAAAAAAACUUCCUCACAGGGGGAGGAGAAAAUGACCAAAAUAAAAUAAAUAGUCACAGCGUUCAAAAAAAGGAGGGAGAGGAGACAGGAAAUUGCCUUAACGAUGUGGAUAUAUCGGAGAAGCGUGAACAAAAUAUGAGUAAAAUUUUUGUUAAUUUGGGUUUACACUGUGAUAAGGAAGUAGAGGGAACUGGUCAGGAUGAUAAUAUCCACGGGGUGAGUACUGAUGAUGGAGCCAAAGGAGGAAGAAAUGAGGAACAUGAAGAGAAGAACUACGAGAAAAUUCAGCACGCAAAGAAUGGUGUAAAAAAUGAUGCAAAGAAUGAUGCACAGAAUGAUGUACAGAAUGAUGUACAGAAUGAUGCAAAGAAUUAUGCAAAAAAUGAUGCAGAUGUGGAAAAAGCUCGCAAUGGAGGAUGUCCCGGUUUGGAUAAGGGGAAUGGACAGGGGAUCAUCACCAGUGGAAAAUAUAUUCCAUCUGGAAAAUCAGAAAAAGAAUACAUGAUAUCAAAAGUAGAUCAGAUAUGUAGAUCUGUCAAAGGAUACGGAAAUUAUGAGGAGAGUAAGUAUAACAACAAAAACAUAAUUCAAAGUGCGAAGAAUGUAUAUGACAUGGUUAAUUGUGAAGUAAACCAUACAAUAUAUAGCAAUGCUAAUAAGGGAAAAGAGAAAAAAACAAGUCCUCUUAUGCUGCAUGAUUUACAUUUUUUAAGGAAGAAUGAAAUUAUAACAGGUGUAGAUAGUUAUGAAGAUAACGAAGGGAACAUUAAAGAAUGUGGACAUGAUUAUGUAAGGAGCGUCAAUUAUGAUAUGGGUAAUCCAAUUAAUGAAAGCUUCUUGAUUGAAAGAAACAAGGAAUUGAAUUUAUUUUCGAAAGAUUCUUCUGUAAAGGUAAAAAUGAUGAACUCAUCUAAGACAUAUCCGAAAAGCGAAGGGAUACUUGAAAAUAAUUGUAUAUACAUGAAAGAUUAUAUAUUUUUUAAAAAAGAAGAUAAUAAAAAUAACACACAUGGAGAAUAUACUACGAAAAAGGAAAAUUGGGAGAAGCAUAAAAAUAUGCACAAAUUUUUCAACGUAAAAAGUGAAGAUCUGAAAGGGAAUUGUAAUAUUCGCUUUGACAGAAUAAUAAAAAGUGAAAUUGAUAAUGAGAUAAUUACAACAUACAAGAGUUAUGAACAGGAGGAGUUCACACACAUACCAUCAAAUGAAUAUAAUUCUGAGAAGGAGUUUACUGAACAGUGUAACGUAAAUAAUUUAUGCACGAGUACUAAUUUUUCACCUCUAAUAGGUGCCGUAAGUGUGAAUAUAAAUGAUCAUACAAGUGAAAGGGCGAGAGAAGUGGUGUCCAAAAAUGUGUCUAUCCCAAUCCGUUCAAAAAAAAUGGAGAAAUUGGGGGAAAUGUCGAUCCAAAAUUUACAGAGUGGAGGAAUCCUAAAAUCACCUGAACAAGUCACACAGCUAGAGUGUCAAACUGGGAACAUGGAUAGAGGAGUAAAGAAAUUAAUGAAAGAUAACUCGGAAGAGCAUACUAUAACAGAACGACACACAGAAAAUUUACCAGCACCAAGUUUUUCUUCACCAAAUUUAUUGAAUAGUGUAAAUGAUUCAGUAAAUCAUAAAGGGUUUAUUUAUUUGUCUAACGAUGUUACGCUAAUGAACGGAUUAGAAACAAAAAUCGAGAAAAUAUCUCUUGAUAAGUUGAGGGCACAAAAAAUGGAAGGAAAAUAUAAAGGGUUUAGUGAAAAUGAUUGGAAAAGAAAUCGGAAUGAAGAAAAGGAAACUGCUGAUAAGGAUGAAUAUGUGCAAAGGAUUACGCAUUUGUCAUAUGACGAAUAUGAACAUUUUUCGCAGGUGAAACAUGAAGAGGAAACGAGAUCAAGCAUUAUUGCACCAUCAAGUGUGCACCUAUCAAAUGAGAACCCAUCAAAUGAGAACCCAUCAAAUGAGAACCCAUCAAAUGAGAACCCAUCAAUUGAGAUCCCAUCAAAUGAUAACCCAUCAAUUGAGAUCCCAUCAAAUGAUAACCCAUCAAUUGAGAUCCCAUCAAAUGAGAACCCAUCAAAUGAGAUCCCAUCAAAUGAGAACCCAUCAAAUGAAUUGUCAAAGGAUAGCGGAAGCGAGAAAGACUUGGACAAGCACAAUCAUUCAUUAAUUAUAGAAAGGCAACUGCAUAAUUUCGAAUCAUCAAUUGAUGAAGAGACGGGAAGUUGGGGAAAACAAAAAACAAAAAACAGUGCACUUGAAAAUUGUAAAGGAAAAAUAGACAUAAUCAAUGAUGUGUGUGACAAGGAGCUGAAUGAGACCAUCGUUACAUAUAAGAGAGGUGAAUAUGAUUUCAUCUCAGAGAGUGUAUUAAACAAAGAUAUUAUGAACACUACUGAUAACAGAUUGUUUGGUGGAAUUUUUAGCACGCAUGCAAGUCCAAGCUACACAAAUGAUACAAAUGCUUUAUCUAUGAGUACGAAUAAAACUCAUUUUAUUGAAUACAAAGGGGAAAAACUGAUAGAUGGAGAUUUGUCGAAAGAAAUAAAAUACCCUAUGAAUAUUAUGCAAACAUGUAACAAUACCCCUACGAACAUGUAUAAUAAUAACCACGAAGAAAUUCUAAAACAUAGAAAUGAUGACUAUAGUUUAUUUACAAACGAAAUAAAUAGUGCCAUCUUAGAUUUACGCAAAGAUGACAUCAAUUCAUGCUAUCCAAACUGCAAACACUCCGGUUAUUGUAAUUCUGCUAAUUGUAAAAAAAAAAAAAAAAGAACUGGUAUUCCAUUAAAUGAGAGAAAGUACUACCGAGUUCUAGCGAAACAGAUGAUUAAAAUACAGGGAUUAACGUUUGAUCAUAACCAAAUUAGGUGGAUUGCUUACUGGAAGAAUGAAAACAACAAACAAAUUCAGAAGCACUUCCCCGUGUGCAAAUACGGGUUCUAUAAGGCGCGUCAGCUAGCUCUCGAGUUUAGAAACUCCAAAAUUGGGAACAAGGGGGGAGAAAAUAGCUCGACAGGGACAGCCACUGCGGGAAUCUGCAGUCUGGGAGUUGGCAAUCUCGCAGUUAAUAUAAACGAGGUCAGCAGAAAUGGAAUCAGCAAAAACGGGGUCAACAAUAACGGGAUCAGCAAAAACGGGAUCAACAACGUCGAAAUGAACAUCAUCAAAAUGGACAACCUCGAAUUGAGCAACCUUGGAAUCGAAAAUCACCGAAGCGGUGGCAAGAGGAACCAGAAAAAUGGUAGCACAUCUAUGCGCAAUUUGGAACCCAUUCAAAAUGACACCCAAGGGACACAAACAUGCAACAAAAAAGAAAGCAAAAAAUGUGGAAAGAUGGUAAAUAAGAACGCGAAUAAGAGGAGUCGCAUUUGCAGCAGAAGUAGUAGAAGUACAGGUGUGAGGGUAGAAGAUGGAGGAAGGAAGAUAGAUCCAAAUAACACCGAGAAGAUAAUAAAACAGGAAAAUGAAGUUCAAAGUGUCGACGUAAAAUCAGGUAUAACAUUGAUAGAUGAUAAAAGAAUUAACAGAAGCAAUUUCAAUUUUUAUGGGGAAAAUAACCAGAAUGGAAUACUAAUGGUAGAUGGAAACGUUAAAAAUGUACAAAGUGUAGUAAAUAGUAUGGUAAAUGUGGAUGUGGUAAGACAUGAUAUGACAAAUAUACACAAUGUCCCUUCUUUUGAAAGAGGAGACAAUUUUAAUGAAUUUAAAAAUAUGAGAAAUUCAAGAAUCUCAAAACAAUUGUCUACAGGUGUGAAUAACCAGAUUCUAGACAAUAACACACACGUCUCAUUUAAGUUGAUUCCUGGUGAGGAAUCCCUUGUAGGUAGGAGUGUUGCGAACGAAGAAUUACACAUAAACAGUGGAAAUAGUGAGAAUCGCAUGUUUAAUAAUGACAUAUUUACCGGAGUGAAAUCCAUAAAUCGGAAUGUGAACCCGUUUCUUUACAAUCCAAGUAAUGUAUACGCGAUGAGAUCGUAUGACUCGAGGAAUUUGUACGAUGAUGCUGGAGCGUUAGAUGUGGGAACCUGUAUGAACACAUGGAGAAAUGAACAUGUGCAAGAAAAUAACUAUAAUUAUAGUUCGAGUAGAUUCAACCCGAUAAAAAACGAAUAUAAUAUGUCUGUUACAUAUAGAAGAAAUGGAAUAACAAAUAAUAUUUUGGAUGUGAACAAUUCGAUGAAUAGAAAUAUUGUAUCGAAUGAAAAAGUUAAAGAUUCCUAUAAAUGUUUGACACAAGAAAAUCAGUUUUAUGAUAUCUACUAUGGUAUAAAUGCUCAAGAAGUUACAGAUGCAUCGAUUUCGAAUAAAUGGAAAGGUGGUGGUCUUAUAAAAAAUUGCAAUUAUAUCAAAAAUUCCUUGUCAAAAGAUGUAAGUAUAAAAAAUGAUGGGAAAAUGGAAAAAAAUGUUUUUAGAAAUGGAAGAAAUGCUUUUAAUAUACUGGAUGAGACAUUAUAUUCCUCUGGUUUUAGAAAUUCACACACGAUUGAGCCAAUUCUUGAGAAGAAUGGUCAUUCUAAUUAUAUGAGAAAUGAUGCUACAUACCAUUGUAAUAUAAAUGAAAGAAGAACUCCAAAUAUUGAAGCGUAUUUAAAAGGUUCAAAUAGUGUUAAGGAUAAUAUAUGCAACAAUGAAUGCAAAGAAUCGAAUGGAGAGAAAUCUAAUCAUAAUAAUUUCUCUCAGAAUGGCAUAGAUAAUUCUCUACUGCAGAAGAAAAAUAAAAGAUAUGGUACUGCAAAUGGAAUAUAUUUUAGUGGUAUUGAUAAUCGGGUAUUCAUUAAGUCCCCUUGUUCUGUGCCAGAAAAUGGCAACAUAGCACGAGAGAAUAAAAAAAAUAAGAAAUUAAAUAUGCAAAAGAGUGAAAGAAACAAAAGGAAAUCUUGCAAUAUAACUAAAGCUUCCACGGCAACUCAUUUUUCUUCUCACAAUUUAGGUGGUCUAAUGAAAGUAAACAAAAAUGUACAUUAUGAUGAACAUGAUCAAAUAAAAAAGAAAAUCUCCAAUAAUGGAUACAUGUCUGAUGUAGAUGUUGGAUCAAAUAAUAUUAAUGAAGAAGUCAGAUACGAGAACAAUAAUUGUAGGGGGAAUUUUGAGAGGACUUAUGGAAGGUGCAGAAAUUCGGAUGAAAAGUUAAAAAGUAUUCAAUAUGUUGAGAUAGGAAAGAAGAAAAUAAACAAUGUAUAUAGUGAGAAUGAUGAAAAGGAAAAAAAAAAAAAAAAACGUUAUCCUGUAAAUAGGGUAAUUCCGGUACGCUUGCUAAACUCUUCUGAUAUGAAUAAUGAAAGAAAUUCCAGUUACAAAAAAAAAGGGAAAAAAAGUAAUGAAAUUAGACAAAUGUUCCAAAAGGUGAAUAAAAAUUAUAAUCGCAUAUAUAUUAACAAUAAUAUAGAUUCUGGAUUUUCUGAAAACGAUCGCGCUAGUCAGAAUUAUCAACCUUAUAGGGAUGAGACCUGUGAGGAGGUGGGGGCAACUCAUGCAUCGGGUUGUUCAAUAAUUUUUGAGCCCAGUUCAUGUGUAACCCCUGAACCAAGUUCGUGCAUACUUCUCCAAAUGAAUGGUUGUAAAAGUUCAGCCUUCGAAGGAAGAAAUCUCGUGGUCGCAAAAGAGGAGAUAAUAAACAAGAAGAAUGAAACAAAAAGUAAGAGAAAAAGAAGAGAGACAUCCGAAUUAGAUUCUGUACAUGUAAAGAACAAUCAGAGGCAAAACAGAUGCAAUAAAAUAAGUAACUUCAAAAGUGAAGGAAGCGAAGAAAAAGAUUCUGUAUCAAACAGGUUUAGUUCAAAAACACAUGUUAUUAGAGCAGUCCAGAAUAAGGCUAGGUUAAAUGGGGAAGAAAAAAAUCCAUUUGCAUAUGAAGAACAUCUUUGUAGAACUGAGAAAAAUAGCAACAUGCAAAACGGAUUCCGUAAUUUAAAUGAAGAAGCGUAUGUGCAAGGGAUGGAUUUUGUUCCUGUUAGUAUAAACAAGAGUGAUCAAGGAGAUGAAAAAAUGGCAAAAAAGAUAGUAAAAAAAGGUGGAGAGGUUGGUGAUGGAAAAGGUGGAGGUGACUGUGAAGAAGAAAUGUACACAUACAAAUUAAAAAAUUUUGAAAAAAGCAAUCCCAACGAUAAUGAUAUAUACUAUUACAACGAAAUAAUGAAAAUGCCAAAGAUGAAAGGUGUCCAUUUUGACAUAAGACAAAAAAGAUGGUGUGCUUAUGGAUAUAAAAAGAAGGAAUGCUUUUCAGUGUACCGUUAUGGGUUCUUAAUUGCAAGAGAGUUGGCUGUGAGAAGCCGAUUAAAAGUUCAGAAAAGGAAAAACAAUUUGAAAUUGAAAAAAGCUAAAAAUGACAUAAGUAAUAAUGAGCUAAACAAGAAAGAUAAAUCUUCAUUGAAGAAACAACAAAAUAUGGGGAAAAAAAAAACACGCAAGAUUGAUAAGUCAGAUGUUACACAUUUGUUUUAUAAUAGUGCACAUAUGAAUAACAAUACGUCAUAUCAUAAUAAUUAUGCAAGUCCUCCUGAUGCCACUGCUUCAGUAGAAUACAACACGUCUACCCCUCAGUUUGAUUAUCAAAAGGUUGUUCCUCUCGGAGUUAUUUCCAAAGAAGGUGAAAUGAACAUAUGCAGAAAUGGCAGAAAAAAUGAGCAUAUUAGUGAAAAGAAUAAAAUUUAUAAUGGGUGUGAUAUGAAUGGACAUUUUUAUCAAAAUGGAAUGGUGCGUUCCAACGAGGGUGAAUCAUCCAAGUGUUUCAAUUUCGGUAGUAAUCAAAAUUUUUUCUAUAGUACAAACAAUGCAUAUGCACCUAACAAUUGCACCGAGUAUUGUGAUGGUCACGAUGGUUGUGCUUAUUGUAUUUAUAUGAAGACUUUAAAUGGUGUUGCGGAUUUUACUAAUAGAAAUUAUUCCACAGGCGUGAGCACAGCUGGGGGGGGUAGCAACACAUCAGGAGUUCACGACACAGCAUGGGUUCGAAGCACAUCAGGAGUUAAUGACACAGCAUGGGUUCGAAGCACGAAUGAGGAUCCAGGGACACACAAUCUUAGCCGACUUGACAACAUAAUGACGCAUCAUUUUGGAAAAGACAAAAAUUUGACUUACCCAUGUAACGUGAAUGAAAUAUGUGAUAUGAACAGAGUUAAAGAAUCAUUUGCUUUUAAUAGUGAAAAUGAUCAAGCUUGCAUGAAUAGUCAGGUAAAAUGCGACAAUAGUUAUAGUACAUAUAAUUUAAAUGGAGGGAUGAAUUUGAUGAUAAACCCGAAUGCAGAAAGAGGAACAAAGAAUUUUACUAACAUAUACGAUGCAGAAAAAGAUAUUUUAAGAGUACCCAAUAAUGAAUACUAUUCAUAUAAUCAAGAUGUAAGUUGCUAUAGCUCUACAAAGGUAGAUGUAUGCAUGAAAAGAACUGGCUAUAUUCCCACGUGUUCUGAUCCAAUAUGGGUAAAUAAAGACAUAAAGAGAAAUGUCACAAAUAACGAAAUAUCUAACAGGUUUAACAGAAUGGAUCUAAUGAAUGAAGGGAUUCUUUUCGAUACCACUGAAAAUUGUGUAAAUGUGAAGAAGAAUCGUGAAGAAGCGUUUUCAAUCGGAAUAGACAUGAUUGCUCAUAACAGUAUUAACAAGACAUGGGUCUCAGAGACUCCUCAGAACAAUAUGUAUAACAGACCCCAUAUAAACAAUAUUACAAAUGUGAAUCGAGAAUUUGUAUGCAGUAAUGUAGAAGUCGAAAAUUUAGAAUCUGUGGUGAGAAAUAAGCCAAAUGUGAUGAAAAGCCAAAAUGAUGUUAUUCCAAAUGGAUAUUGCAAUUAUAUUCGAAACUUCGAAAAGGAUAUUCAAAAUGUGGGUGAUGAAAGUACUGCAACUGCAAAUACAACUUCAACUCCAACUCCAACUAUGAAUGGGAUUACAUACAUGAGUAUUCCCAAUCCUAUUAACAACACAGGAGAUUCCUUUUUUGAAACCAAUGGAAGAAGUACUAGUAGUGAUGUUAUCAUUAGGGGGGAUGAGGAUUUAUCAUUGUUGUGUGGGAAAAGUGCAUCUGGAAGUAGCAUAAAAGAUUUAAAAGUUAAGAAACUGAUGAGAAGUCAUUCUCUUGGACUUAGUUCGCGUCCUGAAUACAUAAUUUCUCAAGACAAGAUCCAAAAACAUAAGCACUCACAUUCCUUUGACAUGAGCAAUUCACAAGGUUCAUUCAUUAAUUCAUGGAAUAUGCUUUGUGGAGUAAAUUCUCAGAACAUGAAUCUAUCAAAAAAUAAUGUUCAAAAUAGUGCAUGUAGUAUAAGAUCCAAUUUGGACACAAGCCAAUGGGAGGUUAAAAAAGAAGCAGGAGUACAAAAUGUUAUUGGAAAUAUAAUCAACGCGGAUGAAAUGAAUUUUAUGCAAAAUGAUAUAUAUGAGAAGAAACUGAAGGAUUAUCCCAUCAUGGAAAAUAUACACUCAUUGAGUGUUAACAAGAUAAUGGGUGAUGAGUCGAAAGACAGAUGUAUAUGGAAUGAUUACGUGGAAGAAAGCACGGCUGAUUUGGUGAUGAAAGGGGAGAAGAUAAGCACAGAGAUAGGAGGGGUAAAAGAGAUCCAAUUAAAGACAACUAGAGGAAAUAAUUAUUCCGACAGUUUUGAGUAUGUUCAUGUAGAUGUUAAGAACGAUAAUAGAAAAGCCACUACUACGGCCACUAAUAAUGACAAUAAUAAUGAAAAUAAUAAUGAAAAUAUUAAUGACAAUUAUAAGGACAGUAAUAAGGACAGUAAUAAGGACAGUAAUAAGGACAGUAAUAAGGACAGUAAUAAGGACAGUAAUAAGGACAGUAAUAAGGACAGUAAUAAGGACAGUAAUGAUGACAGUGAUGAUGACAAUAAUAUAAAAAAUAAUCAUUUUGAGAAAAAUAAAGAAAAGAGCAUAUUUACACACAGCGAGAAUUGCAGUAAUGUAUUUUUAAAUUCGUUUGAUGAGAAUGAAAAAAAGGAAAGAGAAAAUUUUUUGAAUGAAGAUGAGAAGAAUUUUUUACAUCAAAUUUAUAAGGACAAUAGAAAUAUUGGCAAUAUGAAUGUAGACAUAAAAAAUAACAGAAUUGGAAAUGAUAUCUUGAAAAAUAAAAAUUUUAAUUUCGAGGAAAUUAAUAUGUUUCAUAGAGAUGUUAAGAAUAUGAAUACAUCAGUUGUGAAUGAGCAUAUUCCAAAUGAUGAUUCUAUUAUUCCAGCCUUGGGGAUUAAGAAAGGUAGAGAUGUAAAAGAUUCUAUCACAAAAUGGGUUCUUUCGAACAAGCAGGGAGUACAUCAUGACAAUGCAGAUGUAGAAAAUACCAACGGAGAGGUAGAAAACAAAAUAGGAAGAAAUAUGAGGAAACCAAAAAAAAAGAAAAAAAAGAAGGUAAAUAGUACACCAUUAAUUACGAAUACUAAUCUGGAAUUACUAGAUGUAGAACUUAUACUUUUGGAUGGAAAGACGAAUUUCACUGAUAAAAGACAAAAAAAAGGGAACAAAAAGGAAUUCACAUAUUUUAGAGCCCUCAGUGAGCCAUGUGAAACAAUUCAGGACGAGAACCAAAGAUACAUCUCACAAAGAAACAAUUGGAAUGCUGAUGAAAAUGGAAUUAAUAUGUUACAAAAUACGCAUAGAAAUGGCAAGUGUACAUUUUCAUUUGGAUCUGAUGUCUUCAAGCAUUCUGAGAAUAGAGAUGAUGUACAUGGCACGGUAAACUCCAUUGUAGGCACUUAUAAAUAUCAGAUAGAAGAAAAUCCAGAAUUCAGAUAUCCCAAGGAUUGUGAAGGGGUCAAGUUAGCACCAUUAUGUGGGAAUUUUUCUGAAAGGGAAAGUGGUGUUACGAUCCCGUAUUAUGGAAAUGGGAGAGGACUCACUGAAGUGGUAGAUGCAAACAACAUGGCAGAUGCAAAUAACAUAUCCAUUGUAAAUUUAGCUAGUAAUGAAGGUGAAACACCUGGACAAGUUCCUGUUCAAGUGAACACGCAGAAGAGACAUAAUUUCCCCAUUUUGCAAAAAAAAAAGAAUGAAUUAAACAUGAGAAAUAAUGAUCUCUAUGAUCGAGUGACGAUAGGAACGCAGAAGGGGAAAGGUCAUGGAAAUGCUAAUUUAUGUGAGAAUCAGAAAUGGAAUUCGUCUAUAUGCAUAAAAGGGAAUAACAGUACUAGUAGAGACUUGUUCUAUGAUGAUUAUCCAAGAAGAAUAAUAAAUAGGAGUUUCCACUAUUAUAACAGACCCAUGAUGAUUUGCAAUUCCAAGGGGUUAAAUACUGAAAGUAGUGUAAAACACGAAACAGUUCUGUAUCAUCAAAUGCAUCCAAUGAAAGGGGAUCCGAAAGUGAGAAUACUUGAAAACCAAUAUAGAAAAGAAGAAAAUGAAUAUUUUAAAGAAACAAUGAUUGAAGGAACUUUAAAAAAAAAUAUUGGAAUUAUUCCUUCGACAGAUGAACUCACUAUUUCAGCCAAAAAAGGUAAUGAAGAGGAAAUACAUAGUAAGGGAAAAUUAAAGAAUAAUUUACGUAAUAGUAAUAAGGUAAUUAAUAAUUCCAUUAUUCCCAGGGUAGUAUCGAAUUGUGAUUCUAAUAAAGACAUGGUCCAGCAGAGAGGUUCUGCAUCUCCUCAAGAGAUGAGUAUAAAUUAUGUCUACCAAUCUCCUGAUGAGGAGAUGGCUAGGUGGGAUAAGGAAAGCUACAGUCCCAUGGAUAAUGAUGACGAUGAAAGAAUGAUGUUAGCAACGGAUGUCUUUUUGAAUCCAACGUACUUCAAUGAGUGUGAUGAUAUGCCAACUAUGAACGGCGUUACAGUCGAAUGGCAGAGUGAGCAAAAUGCUCCAAAAAAAAAAAAGACCCUCAUUCGUAGAAGAGAUAAUAAAAAAGAUGCUAUUUUGAAAAAUGUGCACAUAUUGAAAGAAUAUGGUGAUAAAUUUAGACAUAUAAUGGAAGAAGAUGAGGGAAAGUUAUUUGUAGGUAAUUCAAGCGGUACGCGACUUGGAAAUGAUGAAUUGGUCAAUAGAUAUUGCUUAACUAUUUUUGGAGACAUUAAAACUCAUGGACUUGCUCCCAUGCUGUGUAGCAUAACAAAUGAAGAGGUGCUUUUCGCGGAUCCCCAUUUGGAAUACUCCUGUUUGACUCUGCACGACUUAAAUAUGAACAGAUCAAAGGAUGUCAAUAAGACUGUACAUUUCAAAAAGCUGAUUUUUAAGUAUCUAAUCAUGGAUUUAUUUGAUAAUAUAAGGCUUCCGGAAUUUUCAAGAAUAUCAAGUAGUAGAAAUAUGGGGUUAGUACAAUAUCCAUAUGAAUGCAUUACGAGCCAUAUGCUUACAAAAAGAAUAAGUAAUAAUAUAGAUUUGAUAAAAAGAGUUAAGAAAUACCAUUUAAAUUUUAUAAAUAAAACUUAUGAUAUGAAAUUUAUUCAACUAUACUGGGAUAUUUUUGUGACGUGUUUGUUGAAAAAUAUUACAUCCAGUAAAUUAUCAUACGAAGAGCAUGUCAUGGUCAUACGGUCCCUCUUGCUGCUUUACCUAGAUAAUAAUGCACGAUUGGAAUGUUCGUCAUAUAUAUGA